CCAUCUCGCAGACCCCCACUCUCCUCCGCUUCUCCUCUCCACACGCUCACGCUCAUGCUCAGGCGCGCCCGCACUUCCAUGGCCGCCGCCUCCUCCCCGUCUCCCCUUCCUUCAUCUCGCCUCUUGCGGACUUUAUGGGUGUGCGUGUGCUAGAGUGUGUCGUGUGCUAAGAGUAGAGGCGUCUUGGUUUCUUGGUGAAGCGAGGAGUGGUGAUCGAUCAGGGGAUUCAUCGUACCGGUGCAUGGCCUGCAACAACCCGAUGAGGCGGACGACGAGCUUGACGGAGUUCGCGCCGCCGUCCGUGCUGGCCGUGGUGCUGGAGGACGAGUACGAGGACGAGCAGGUCGAGGCGGCGGUGGAGCAGGCCGACGGGGGCCAGGACUGGCUUGCGGCGUUCGGGGCCGGGGGCGGCGGCGGCGGCAGCAGCGGCGCGGCGGUUGGACCCCCAAGCCGGGACUGGAUUGCGGCGUACCGCGCGCGCGCGGCCCCGGCGCGGGCGGGGCUUCGCCGGAACUCCGCCGACUACUCCAAGGUCGAGACGGCCGCCUUCCUCCGGCACUGCGGCCUCUGCCGCCGCCUCCUCGGCCCCGGCCGCGACACCUUCAUGUACAAGGGCGAGGCGGCGUUCUGCAGCCUGGAGUGCCGGCAGCAGCACAUCACGCACGAGGAGUGGAAGGACAAGUGCACGACCAGAUCUUCGGCGGCGCCGCCCACCAGCCGCGGAGGCCGCCGCUCCAGCAAGACCGACAACGGCGGCACGGUGGCGGCGGCGUGACCAUCGACGAGCUCGUCGAUGCAGCGCGCGGCGGCGUGAUACCGAUCAUCACGCAUCAUCUACCCUAUAUAGCGCACUUUCUCAGAGCUCCUACGCAUGUAUUACUCGAUGGUACGUUCGUGCGGCUGAAAUGUAACUAGCAGUGGUACUGAUCGAUCACCACUUCAUAGCUUCUUCUCAAUUGUAAUUGGAGCUCGAAUCCGUUUGAGAGAUUA
Molecule: messenger RNA, 990 nt
Organism: Lolium perenne
Lineage: Eukaryota; Viridiplantae; Streptophyta; Magnoliopsida; Poales; Poaceae
Source: RefSeq, a predicted model, not a curated record